This is a messenger RNA of Zea mays, 816 nucleotides long. RefSeq lists its product as uncharacterized. Bases 421 to 792 code for a protein of 123 amino acids. Lineage: Eukaryota; Viridiplantae; Streptophyta; Magnoliopsida; Poales; Poaceae. The transcript has a single exon. The record is from RefSeq and is a predicted model, not a curated record.
CAGGAGAAAUCACCAAGCUGUUUGUAGGUAUAGUAUCAUAUCCAACAAGGUUGUCUAUCAAAAGUUGCUGCCACCUGAAAAAGAAAACAUAGAAAAAAUUGAGUUGACAUUCUUUUGCCACCUGAUUAUCAUGUACAGCUUGAAGUAUAUAUAAUUUGGAACGGGUAGAGUAGCCAGUUCUUCAUUCAAUGAAUAACAAAAUUAUGCUUCUUAUGCUUGAGCAUAGAGAUAGAUCCCUUCAGCGUCACACACACAUAACUGAGCUGUUGCUCGCAUUGCAUUCAACUGCAGGCCUUGCACAUAUCAAGGCAAAUUAAGACCUAGAUCAAAACAAAAGAUAAACAAACUAAUACAAUACUCCAGCGUCGUCUCUGCGGCACUGUCAGCGUCAGAGCUGGCAGCGGGGAUGGGGGAGGGAGGAUGGGCGUGGAGAGCCCUCCAGCGGUGGAGAUCUCCUUCCACACCCCCGACAUUCGCUGGACCGCAACAUCCAAGUCUACCUGGGAAGGAUCCGCCGCUAUUCCUAAAUUGCGCGAGGUUCGAGGACGAGCCGACCUCGUGUGCUGCUGCGGGGACGACGACGCCAUCACCUAUGAUGAGGCGGAAGCGACAGAGAGCGAUGCACGGGUUGGGCGGGCACACGCCGCAGCGAGAGUGUGUGGGGAGCAUGUUGAGCGCAAGCAGUUGAGAUCCAGGUGGCACAGGAAUGAGAGCAGGCUGGUGGUGACGAGGGCUUGGAAGGAGAGGAGCGGUGUGGUCGGGGAGGAAGAAGACUCCUAUCUGGUUCACUAAUUGGAAAACGGAGCAGAGGGGGAC